Molecule: messenger RNA, 1690 nt
Organism: Phalacrocorax carbo (great cormorant)
Lineage: Eukaryota; Metazoa; Chordata; Aves; Suliformes; Phalacrocoracidae
Source: RefSeq, a predicted model, not a curated record
UCGCCGGCGGGCGGGGGGAGCAUUCCUGCGCCGCGGGGCCCCGGCGCGCCCCGCUCCCGCCGCCCCCCACCCGCAGGUGCAGGGGGCUGGCACUCGGGAACUGGAAAGAGCUGGUUGGAGUUUGCACUUUAAGCUCCCGGCAGGGAGGGAACCGGGGGCUCGGAGCUGGUGUGGGCGCCCAGCGCCGCGGGAGGAUGGCUCGGUGGCUGCGGCCCCUCGUGGGAGCCCUGCUCCUGCUCGAGGUGGCGGCCGCCCUCAGCUUUCUCCACCAUCGCUACGAGGAGAUGGUGCAGGCCCUGUUCCGCGUGCAGAGCCAGUGCCCCUACGUCACCCGCAUCUACAGCAUCGGCCGCAGUGUCGAGGGCCGACACCUCUACGUCCUGGAGCUCAGCGACUACCCGGGUAUCCAUGAGCCCCUGGAGCCGGAGUUCAAGUAUGUGGGGAACAUGCAUGGGAACGAGGUGCUGGGCCGUGAGCUGCUGCUGCAGCUCUCCGAGUUCCUGUGCGAGGAGUACCGCCGGGGCAACGAGCGGAUCACCCGCCUCAUCCACGACACACGCAUCCACAUCAUGCCCUCCAUGAACCCCGAUGGGUACGAAGUGGCUGCCAAGCAGGGCCCGGACAGCAACGGGUACUUGACAGGGAGAAACAAUGCCAACGGAGUGGACUUAAACCGCAACUUCCCUGACCUCAACACGUUCAUGUACUACAGCGGGGAAAUCAGCGGGCCAAAUCACCACAUCCCACUGCCUGAUAACUGGAAAAGCCAGGUGGAGCCAGAGACAUUGGCUGUGAUCCAGUGGAUCAGCAGCUACAACUUUGUGCUCUCGGCCAAUCUGCACGGUGGAGCAGUGGUGGCAAAUUACCCCUAUGACAAGUCUCAGGACCAGCGGUUCAGGAGCCACCGGCGCACGGUCAACACACCUACCCCUGAUGACAAGUUGUUUCAGAAGCUGGCUAAGACCUACUCCUAUGCCCACGGCUGGAUGCACCGUGGCUGGAACUGUGGAGACUACUUUGCCGAUGGCAUCACGAAUGGGGCAUCCUGGUACUCGCUCAGCAAAGGCAUGCAGGACUUCAAUUACCUCUACACCAACUGCUUUGAAAUCACCCUGGAGCUGAGCUGCAAUAAAUUCCCACCCAAGGAGGACCUGGAGAGGCAGUGGAUGGCAAACCGGGAGGCCCUUGUUGCUUUCAUUGAAGAGGUUCACCAGGGCAUCAAAGGGAUGGUGUCAGACCAGAACAACAAUGGCAUUGCAGGAGCAGUGAUUUCUGUCCAGGGAAUCAGCCAUGACAUCACCUCUGGUGAUAUGGGGGAUUAUUUCCGGCUGCUGCUGCCUGGCACUUACACUGUCACAGCCUCUGCAGAGGGGUACCAGUCCCAGACGGUGACAACAACAGUGGGCCCAGCUGGACCUUCAUUGGUGCAUUUCCAGCUCAAACAAGAUGCGGUGAGGAAGCCCCCAGAGCGUAAAGCCUCAGGCACACGCAUGAGCAACAAAGCCCUGCAGAAGAAGGUAGUGCCAAGAGCCACCCGCCGGGGGACCCAAAGAUGAGGACAGCUCACUUGGCUGACAGCUGGGGGAAGCCGUUUAUACAAAGCCUGGCUGAUGACUCCAGCCAGUGAACUUUCCAAGUCCAGCACGAAACUAGCCCAAAUUAUUAGGUUAUUAAACGAGGAAGUAUUUAA